UACCAUUGCUCAAGUUGGAUUUUAAUGGUGCAAUCGUUCAUUUCUAAACUGGACAUUUGCCUUACGGCGAAAACUAAUUGAUUUGUUGUUUUUGUUUUGGAAAAAACUGUUAUAUCUUUGCUCAAAAUAUUGAUCAAUUCCUGAGUAUAUUCAGACACCCCUCGUCGGCUGAGGUGACGAUUUGUGUGAAAACCCGCGUGUCAAUAGAAGUAGAAAUCCACUAUCAUUGAUCCAGGGUACGUGUGGAUAAGGAGUUUUGAACCGGCAUAUUUUGCAAUAAAGUUUUAAUCGAGUACUUGGUGAUAUUCAAAAGCUGAUGAUGAAGUACUUAAGAUGGUAGCUAACAUUUAAUAGUGCGAAGAUCCGCUCAAGCGUCAUCUCCUGUUCUACUUGAAUCCUAAUGACGACAGAAACGACAACAAGUUCUUUGGAAAUAUACAAUGAUGAUUGUAACACUGCAAUUAUUGUGGUUUUUGUUUUGUUUUCCUCAUUUUCUAUUAUGAUAAACCUGUUUACAGUUAUCAGUAUUGCAAGACAUUGUGCCAUCUCCGUGUGUACAUUACUGGCUUGCUGCUUAUCUGCAGUCGAGCUGUUGAAUGCAUUUGCAUGUGGAGCAACAACUUUAUACUCGUACUUAAAAACAAGCGAUAGUUUUGAAAGCAGUUCAGUGCUUUGUAACUUUUGUGCUUGGGUGAAUGUGGCGUUUCGUAUCAUGGCCACUUUAAUAGUAACGUUUCUUGUUUUUGAUCGAUUACUUCUAUCGCUUCGUCCUAUGCUUUAUGUCAAACAAUGGAGCUCUUUCCGAACUCGAUGGGUCGUACCAUUAUCGGUAUUUGUCGUCGGUGCAUUGCUUGCUUCGUUGCCUUUCGCCAACUCUUCGUACAGUAUCUCGCCGGAUGGUGGGAGAUUUCAUUGUUUGUUUGAUUAUACCGGAUCAUUUGCAAUCUUCUAUAUUGUAUUUCAUUUUGUUCAAUCGUUUGGUGGAUUCGCAAUCAUCCCGUGGGUGGUAUCGAGAGAAGACGGUGUGGACGCCCGUCUUAGUGUUCUCGUCGUAGGAGAAAUGGUUGUUUGCAGAAAAGGAGAUGAUAUAGUUAAAAUUCGAGAGAGCUUAAAAAUCAGUCGACUAGUUGGUGCUGUAGUGGUGUUAUAUCACGGAUGCUCUGCGUUCUUUCCGAUUAUUCUAUUAUUGCGAUUACUUCAUGUUGAUUAUCCAGCGGUAGUUGGUCUAAUAGCAUUACAACUGCCUACGUACGGAGCUAUGUUUCUACCUAUUGUGUACGGCUUUACAUGGAAACCGUAUAGAAGAGCCUAUUACGCUUCAUUUUCUUGUCUAUUUCCUCCUUUAUCUAAACAAAUGAAGACAAGAAGGAUUCGGUCUAUUUAUAAUCCUGCAUUCCGUGAGACGAGAGAAUAUGAUGCGAAUAGUAUCCUGCAUACUCGAGGAGUGAGCUUACAUCAAAGUACAAGUCAAUUUGACAUGAGUAGCACUGUACCAUCAAGUUCUGCGCCGUCUGAUCCCAUAGAAUUGGACCCCAGUCAGCUAACCACACAUGCCGAACCCACCUCCUUCCGACGACGACCCGAUCUCUUACCGAGGGCAAAAUCUUUUCAAGAACAAUAUCGUUAUACCCCAACAAAGUUUCAAAGCAUUUUCGAAAUAAUCGAUGCUUUGUCGGAUCCACGUCGGAACGCAAAUGACGAAACCUCGGAUCUUUCCGACACGGAGGAAUCCAGGAUUGAUAGCUUGGGUUCAUCAGGACCAUCUUCUCCAGUUCAUCUGAACGAGGUAUCUUUAAAAGUAGACGCAACUGAUGUGUUCAGUGGGGUAAAUUUCUCAGCCAUAAAUGUAUCAUCAUGGCCAAACAGUACCAAGGUUAUAAAUAAAUCAAGAUUGCGUGCUGAACGCCCGGACUCUUUCAAAGGUUUUCAUUUUAAAGAAAGUUAUAAGGAACAAAACCGGAACGAUACGCAAACUGAUGGUCCAAUUCGAUUUACAGAUUUAAAGAAGACGAGGCCUGAUCCAAAAGCUCAGUCCGCUGUAGAUGAGCGCCAAGUUAAUGGUGAAAAUAGGUUUUUAAGAUACCUUGCAAACGAAAGUUAUGUAAGCAAUAAGGAGUAGUAACUUAGAUAUGGUUUUAUAAAAUACCAUUCAAAUUCUGUACAUCAUGUUCUCAGUAUUAAAUACAAAUCAAUG
Dendronephthya gigantea is the source of this 2194-nucleotide messenger RNA. RefSeq lists its product as uncharacterized. Gene Ontology annotation, molecular function: trace-amine receptor activity. Gene Ontology annotation, cellular component: membrane. The transcript has 3 exons. The record is from RefSeq and is a predicted model, not a curated record. The coding region runs from base 401 to 2119 and encodes 572 amino acids. Lineage: Eukaryota; Metazoa; Cnidaria; Anthozoa; Malacalcyonacea; Nephtheidae.